Molecule: messenger RNA, 342 nt
Organism: Drepanopeziza brunnea f. sp. 'multigermtubi' MB_m1
Lineage: Eukaryota; Fungi; Ascomycota; Leotiomycetes; Helotiales; Drepanopezizaceae
Biological process (GO): protein peptidyl-prolyl isomerization
Cellular component (GO): cytoplasm
Molecular function (GO): peptidyl-prolyl cis-trans isomerase activity
Source: RefSeq, a predicted model, not a curated record
AUGGGUGUCACCAAGACCAUUCUCAAGGAGGGCUCUGGAGCUAUCCCCAAGGUCGGUGACAAGGUCACUAUCGAAUACACUGGCUACCUCAAGGACACCUCCUGCCCUGAGAACAAGGGAAAGAUAUUCGAUUCCUCCGUCGGCCGUGGGGCUUUUGUCACCGACAUCGGUGUCGGCCAAGUUAUCAAGGGCUGGGACGAGGGCGUUACCACCAUGAAGGUCGGCGAGAAGGCCUCGUUGGAUAUCACCAGCGACUUCGCAUACGGCAACCGUGGAUUCCCGGGUUCCAUCCCAGCUAACUCGGAUUUGAUCUUCGAUGUUGAGCUCCAGAAGAUCGGCUAG